Corythoichthys intestinalis (scribbled pipefish) is the source of this 1221-nucleotide messenger RNA. RefSeq names its product cell surface glycoprotein 1-like. The record is from RefSeq and is a predicted model, not a curated record. Lineage: Eukaryota; Metazoa; Chordata; Actinopteri; Syngnathiformes; Syngnathidae. The annotation marks the transcript as partial. The transcript has a single exon.
UUCCCCGUAGACCCCCCAACGCCCGAAGAUCCCUCAUCCCCCGUAGACCCACCAACGCCCGAAGACCCGCCAACGCCCGAAGACCCCCCAACGCCUGAAGAUCCCUCAUCCCCCGUAGACCCACCAACGCCCGAAGACCCACCAACGCCCGAAGAACCACCUACCCCCGAAGACCCCCCAACGCCCGAAGAUCCCUCAUCCCCCGUAGACCCACCAACGCCCGAAGACCCACCAACGCCCGAAGAUCCCUCAUCCCCCGUAGACCCCCCAACGCCCGAAGAUCCCUCAUCCCCCGUAGACCCACCAACGCCCGAAGACCCCCCAACGCCCGAAGAUCCCUCAUCCCCCGUAGACCCACCAACGCCCGAAGACCCACCAACGCCCGAAGACCCACCUACGCCCGAAGACCCACCAACACCCGAAGACCCACCAACGCCCGAAGACCCACCUACGCCCGAAGACCCCCCAACGCCCGAAGACCCACCAACGCCCGAAGACCCCCCGACGCCCGAAGACCCCUCAUCCCCUGUAGACCCACCAACACCCGAAGAUCCCUCAUCCCCCGUAGACCCACCAACGCCCGAAGACCCACCAGCGCCCGAAGACCCCCCAACGCCUGAAGAUCCCUCAUCCCCCGUAGACCCACCAACGCCCGAAGACCCCCCAACGCCCGAAGAUCCCUCAUCCCCCGUAGACCCCCCAACGCCCGAAGAUCCCUCAUCCCCCGUAGACCCCCCAACGCCUGAAGAUCCCUCAUCCCCCGUAGACCCACCAACGCCCGAAGACCCACCAACGCCCGAAGAACCCCCAACGCCCGAAGAUCCCUCAUCCCCCGUAGACCCCCCAACGCCCGAAGAUCCCUCAUCCCCCGUAGACCCCCCAACGCCCGAAGAUCCCUCAUCCCCCGUAGACCCACCAACGCCCGAAGACCCACCAACGCCUGAAGACCCCCCAACGCCCGAAGAUCCCUCAUCCCCCGUAGACCCACCAACGCCCGAAGACCCACCUACCCCCGAAGACCCCCCAACGCCCGAAGAUCCCUCAUCCCCCGUAGACCCACCAACACCCGAAGACCCACCAACGCCCGAAGACCCCCCAGCGCCCGAAGAUCCCUCAUCCCCCGUAGACCCCCCAACGCCCGAAGAUCCCUCAUCCCCCGUAGACCCACCAACGCCCGAAGACCCCCCAACGCCCGAAGAUCCCUCAUCCCCCAUAGACCCC